AUGAAAGAUUAAUUGCUUGCCCACAGCCAGAAUCGAACUGACGACCUCACCAAGAUUGAUCAACGAAUGAAGGUAGUAGCAGAGUUGUUCAUCAAUCGGGGGAGUUAGUCGUACGGCAUCUGAGUCUAGGAAAGCUAUCUACUUGGCAUACAACCUGACAAAUUGCGGCACUGGAAAAACCUAGGACAUGGCCCACGUUGCAUGGUGCUCGCCAACUCGGAGCAGGCUAGCCGAUGCGGUGACUCAUACAACGGGAAGACGAAGGUUCGGUUAGAAAUAAGAACUGAGGUUUAUUUUUACUCCCUUGGUAGCUCUCUCUUCUCGCAGCAUCCCAUACGCUGGGCCACUCCACAAACCACCCCAUUGACAUUCAUUCCAUCAAAUACUCGAUGAGAAUCUAUCCGUCACCACCACCACCCAAGCUUGCCGGGUACAUUUAGCCCAGCAUGGACGAGAGUCUCGCCGAAGCACGAUAUGCCCGUUUGAGGUGGAACGCUCCGCUCUCCGAAAGCCACGCCGACCAGCUGCUGGAAUGCCUGCAAUUAUCUUCCAUCACGAGUCUCGUCGAUCUGGGCUGUGGCUGGGGGGAGCUGCUACUUCGCGCCAUCUCACGCACCGAUAUGGAUGGGCCGGUCACCGGCGUAGACAUCGAUGUCGCCGUGCUACAGCGGGCAAGGAGGGCGGCCGAGCAGCGGGGGUUGAAAGUCUCGUUUAUCGAGCAGCCGGCAGGAGAGUGGCGGGAGACGCGAAGCCGCGCCAUAUGCAUCGGGUCGUCGCAUUCGCUCGGCGGGAGCAAGGCCAUGCUCGAGAGGCUGUCCGAAAUUGUUCCACGCGGCAGGGUGCUAGUCGGCGACAUGUGUUGGGAACGGCCGCCCACCGAUGCUGCGCGUGCCGUGUUCGGCGACGAAGUGCCCAUGCUCGCUGACCUCGCCGCUCUAUGCCGGGAGACGGGCUGGGAGGUGCUGCAUCUGAGCACGGCCGACCAGCGCGAGUGGGACGACUUCGAGUCUCGACAUCGAGCCGGACUUCGGGAGUGGUUGCUGUCGAAUCAUGACAGUCCGCAGGCGAUGGAAAUUCGGCAGCAGCAAAAUGCUCGCGAGCAGGAAUAUCUCACCGUCUAUCGCGGUGUGUUGAGCUUCGUGUAUCUGGUGCUGGGUCGGUAACAACUGUUCGCCGGUCAACAUUACGAGUGGAAAGCCAUCUGUAGAGGAUCGGAUCUAGAAUCUAGACGACCGGAGGAUUAGGCGCAAUCAUACCACAAAAGACAAUAGACUUCCCAUUUCGGGCAUGUUUCAUUACCGAAGACGGCGACCGUUAUGGCCUUUUGGUUCAUUUCCCUUUCAAACCGUCUCCCACAUAUAAGCCAUUUCUGUGGUUUACCUGGGCAUGUCAUGAUCUUCGUCUUCUACAUACCAG
Molecule: messenger RNA, 1416 nt
Organism: Chaetomium strumarium
Lineage: Eukaryota; Fungi; Ascomycota; Sordariomycetes; Sordariales; Chaetomiaceae
Product: putative SAM-dependent methyltransferase
Exons: 1
Coding region: 447-1163 (238 amino acids)
Source: RefSeq, a predicted model, not a curated record